Molecule: messenger RNA, 1647 nt
Organism: Glarea lozoyensis ATCC 20868
Lineage: Eukaryota; Fungi; Ascomycota; Leotiomycetes; Helotiales; Helotiaceae
Exons: 7
Coding region: 1-1647 (548 amino acids)
Biological process (GO): retrograde transport, endosome to Golgi
Cellular component (GO): membrane; Golgi apparatus
Source: RefSeq, a predicted model, not a curated record
AUGAGGAGUUGGCUUCAAGGGCUUGCCCUUUUGGGGUUGUCAGUCGCGACAGUCGGAGCAUUAGAGUCUAAGAUAGACGAGAAAGAUGCGAAUCGACAAGUAUGCGCCGGCAUGUACAGCAAGAGUAGCUGGGGAGGAGCCGUCGAUCCUCAUAUCCUCGUAAAGUUCAUAAAGGAGGACAUACAAGAUGAUUCAGAUCCAAUAGCGAGUAUGGUCAUAUUCGAGUGGAAGGACUUUGACCUUAUUGGGGUGCCACUGAAUCCAGAUACGGAAACGAAACAAUUCAUUUGCGACGAUGUAGCCAUUCAAGGUCAAUACUGCAAUACCAACCAGACCGGAGAAUUUAUCUUGGCGCCAAAUAUAACAGAUGUCUCAAAAAGCCUCAUGGUGACCGAUGCGAUUCAUCUGAAAGACCCGGGAGCGCCAAUCAAUUACAGUGUCAAGAAGACUGGGUACUACUGUGUUGGAACGUCACAAUUCUUCCCAGAAGAUGUGAAAUACAAGGCGGUGGUUGAAUUCCGGAAUGCGUAUGGAGAAUUACCUGCUUCGGAAAUCGCCAAGCUUCCAUUUUAUGGAGGAAUUACCAUUGUAUAUGCUGUUAUUGGAGCAUUCUGGGCUUUCUUAUAUGUACAGCAUAGGUCUGAUAUAUUACCGGUCCAGAAUUACAUUACAGCAAUUAUCAUUUUUCUUAUAGUUGAAAUGCUGAUGACAUGGGGAUUUUAUGACUACCUUAACCGUGCUGGGUCCAAUGUCGGGUCGAAAGCUCUGAUGGUCAUUGUUGCGAUUCUAAAUGCUGGAAGAAACUCGUUCUCUUUCUUCCUUCUACUGAUUGUGUGCAUGGGCUAUGGUGUUGUAAAACACACUCUAGGGAAGACGAUGGUCUAUGUCCGAUGGCUAGCAGGUGCUCAUUUCAUUUUCGGAUUGAUUUAUGCCGUCGGUAGUCUAACGAUCUCUCCUGAGAAUGCUGGCCCGCUCGUUCUUUUCGUUAUCCUUCCACUAGCCGGCACAUUAACAGCAUUCUACGUCUGGACUCUAAACUCCUUGGGCGCAACGAUGAAGGAUCUCAAGGAACGAAAACAGACCGUCAAAGAGAUGAUGUACCGAAAACUCUGGUGGUGCAUUCUGGCCUCAAUUGGUGUCAUCUUCGGAUUCUUUUUCUUCAACUCUUUUACAUUCGCUUCUACUGGCGACCCAGACUUCGUCCCCUUCCACUGGCAAACUCGUUGGUUCAUUCUUGAUGGAUGGCUCAACUUGGUGUAUCUCGGAGAUGUCAUCUUUGUGGCUUAUAUCUGGAGACCAACGGCGAAUAACAGAAGAUUCGCUAUGAGUGAUGAAUUAGCACAAGAUGAUGAAGGAUUUGAGAUUGCGGAUUUCGGAGCCGAGGAUGAUGAAGAUGAUGAUAUUGAGAAUGCUGCAGCUCAUAAAGGAGACCGAAACCAAACAGGACAAGAAGGACCAAGAUAUGACCCAGCGCCUGGUAACAAAGCAAAAGCUCCAUCGGGCGCGAACACAGCUAGGGAUAUACCUCGUGAUAGCCUUGACGGGGAAACGAUUUUCGCAGUUGGUGAGGAUGGAGAUAGAUGGUCAGAUGAUGAGAGUGAUGAGGAAGAGAGGGGAAAACUUGUAGGAAAGAAGGCGAAAGAUUAA